This is a messenger RNA of Marasmius oreades (fairy-ring Marasmius), 1449 nucleotides long. RefSeq lists its product as uncharacterized. The record is from RefSeq and is a predicted model, not a curated record. The coding region runs from base 1 to 1449 and encodes 482 amino acids. The transcript is spliced from 9 exons. NCBI's taxonomy places the organism in Eukaryota, Fungi, Basidiomycota, Agaricomycetes, Agaricales, Marasmiaceae.
AUGGACGCGUCCUGUCACCUCGACGAACUUUCGUUCAGUAUUCCUCUCAGUACUGUUGAGAUCAUGAAUAGCCUCUCGAUUCAAGAUGAUCCUUGGUCCAGUGUUUAUCAUGAACGGCUUCUCUCAAUUGGGCCGACAGAUGGCAGUCAGCAUCAUACAAACACCUACAAUGGUCCACAAUCGACAGCAAAAAUCCAUAACCAAACCCAAAUCCCUGUACCAACAGUGAUCUCGAGUCAACUCGGAAUAUCUGAGGCCAUUACUAUUAGCCAGCAAUCAUCAAAUCCGCAUGAUGGAAGGGAGACUCAGACUAGUCUUGUCGGACAAGAUGCGAUAAAAGAGGCCGUCGCUCAGCAACUUGAGAAAUUGAAGAACGAGUGGCGUGAAUCGUUGUCGCUUGAGAUCAAUAGCAUUAUCGGCGAAAAAUGCACUGAAUUACAUGAGGAGAUCAAACGUCUGAACUCGCACCUCCAGAAGCAACGAGGACAGAUUGACGAUCUUAAGUCCAAGCUGGCAGCAAGAAAAGAAACGCUCGGAUCGAAGAAAUGUUCCGAUUGCAAAGAGAUGAAUCUGCGUUCAUGCGACAAGGAUAUUCUCGAAUUGAGCUCAGAUUCGGAAACGGAGCUGGACGCACAAGCGCAGUCCUCUACUCGAAGGAGGGAACCUCUAGUCUCAAACAGACUACCCCAGCAACGCGCAAGUGUUCUUCCUUCACCAGUCUGUGGUAUUGACACAGGAAAGAGGAGAUUUACUCGUGACGAAUUGCGAAAUAAAAUCGGUGGCAGCAUUCAGACCACUCUCGUAAGAGUUACUGACUCUAAAAGACCCAUCGCGAAGGAGUUGAACAUGGAUGGAUACCUAUGUCCCAACAUUCAUCAGAAUCCAUGGUGUCCCAACACCCCAGGAGAACACGGUUAUAUCUUUGUUGGAUUGGGAGGGGAUCGCGAGACCUUCCUGGAUGUACAGCAACAACAUGUCUUUGUCGGAGAAAAGGACAAGGGUAAAUUGGCUAUGACUUAUGUUGGCCUCUAUCGCUGCAAAAGGGCGGAGAAUUUGACAGUUGAGGAAUGGCACACUCUUUCGCCGGAGGUCCAAGAUGCGUAUUCAAAAUUGACAAAAGACAAGAACAAGGACGGAAGAUCGUUGGAAAGAAUACGAACAGAUUAUGAUCAAGGAAUCCUGAGGGUACCGUGCGUCGAACUUGUGUGCUUGGAAUAUGUGCACAGACUCUUCGAGGCGUUGGCAUCUAAUGAACGAUGUCUGGCGUCUUCAACAACUUUUAACAGCCGCUCAAAGCGUCCGCGACAUUCAACUUCAAGGAACGACUCUUCUUAUGAUGAUGAUGUCGUUACGUCUGAGAGUGAUUUGUUCGAUUUCUCCUCCGCUCCGAGGGCGAGCAGAACCAAACUGAAGAGACCGCGGUUGGACUACGGUGUUUUGCCAAGAUAG